AUGUUUCUUUACCAACUGCUCAACGUUUUCUACGUCGCUUCCCAAAAGGAAGACGAUGACUCUAAACUUGACCUGUCGAUAUACAAUCGCGGUGAUUUAUUAGAAGUUCCCAGGACAUUAUUCACACAUUUUGGCAUCUACUUGGGUGACAAUCGUGUGGCUCAUCUCAUCCCGGACAUCCUUCCUGUGAUUUCUAAGAAUAAAUCUGCAAUUGCAAAGAUGGUAACAAAUAACCGCCUGCUGAUGGGAGUCAUCACUAAGGUGGCCAGCGUCAGAGUGGACUCCUUGACAGAUUUUGCAUAUGGCUCAGAGAUUCUGAUCAACCACAUGGACAAGGUGUGCAGCCAGCCUCCUUUAGACGGGGACGAGGUGGCCAGAAGGGCUGAGAAGCUCCUGGGCUCUGUGACCUACAGCUUACUGUGGUACAACUGUGAACACUACGUCAUGUACUGCAGAUACGGCAUGGCCAUCAGCUACCAGACGUUCCAGUUCUGCACAUCAGUACGGAAGAUUGUUUGCAGCAGGAUGAGUUCCUAUUUGACUGCACUGUGCGGUGUAGGAGCCAUCAUGUAUCUGGGCUGUGUGACACCACUGACAGUUUUACCGACGCUGCUCAUCUCAUUCACCAUCUGGAUGGCAGCCUGACGGCAUCUGGCGAGACGGCUCUCUGGAGAAAGAUUCAUUCAACACACUGGUGGAAGCUGAAAUGAAGUCCUGCGGUUUAGCUGCGCGACUAAAAGGCAUUGGGAAACAAAUGUGUUCACUAUGAUAGAAAUGUAUUUGACUUUUUAUUUUCUUUGGGCAAAUGUAGAUUGUUGUAAAUAUAUAUCAACUGAUGUUCGUUUUGUCUUUUUGAAUAGAACAUCUAACUUUGUAUGUUAUUCAUCAUUAACGUUCAACAGUCUCUUGCAUUCGACAUUAAUCACAUUUAACAGAAGCAGCUCGUAGAUUUGAAAUUGACUGAGAUUAAGCUCAACAGAGAUCUGUAAAGAAGAGAAUGACCGAUGGAAACAGUGACGGUGUAUUCAGAUGGAAGUGUUGUUGUGGAUGCUCUUCAUUGUGGUUCUAAUACUGUAUAUGAUGCUCUAGCUAAAAGGUUGGAUUGGACAAAGUGCAAUGAGUUUCUUCUUAAUAGAAUACAGUAUAACUUUGAUAUAUUGCAAAGACAAAUGUUGUGCUCGUCAGUCAAUUCAACAUGCCUGUCUUUAUUGUAAAACCUUUAAAUGCCUUUAUCUUAUCUUCUCUGCUGUCAACAAAGUACAUUUUAUUCCAUUUUAUUUUUGUAUUAUUUUAGUUUUAAUUGCUUCAUUGCAGUGCUGAAAUGUUGUAAUCGUGGUAUACCAUGUAAAGCACUUUGUAACUUUGUGAAAAGUGGUGUAUAAAUAAAG
Molecule: messenger RNA, 1388 nt
Organism: Cottoperca gobio
Lineage: Eukaryota; Metazoa; Chordata; Actinopteri; Perciformes; Bovichtidae
Product: lecithin retinol acyltransferase
Exons: 2
Coding region: 1-645 (214 amino acids)
Biological process (GO): vitamin A metabolic process; retinol metabolic process
Cellular component (GO): rough endoplasmic reticulum
Molecular function (GO): phosphatidylcholine-retinol O-acyltransferase activity
Source: RefSeq, a predicted model, not a curated record